Molecule: messenger RNA, 2490 nt
Organism: Nelumbo nucifera (sacred lotus)
Lineage: Eukaryota; Viridiplantae; Streptophyta; Magnoliopsida; Proteales; Nelumbonaceae
Source: RefSeq, a predicted model, not a curated record
UCCAGAAUUGACCUUUUACUUCAUCGGUUCAUCCUCGCCGGCUCGCCCUUUGUUACAGUCGUUCUUCUUUUGUCAGAGUCCCAGAACUUGCCACUUCAGACAGAAGCUUUGACAAAUACGCAACCGCAUCCACCAUCCAGGAAAUAGAAACCAGUCAUAGAAGAGCCAAGAAAUACGGAAACAGAAGAAAGAGGAAAUGGUUUCGGACACGGAACUCGUGGAAAGGCUUCGUGAAUUCCUUCAGACGUCGGACCUGAGCACGACCACCACUGCUAUUGUACGCCGGAAACUUGAACAAGAUUUCGGAAUCGAUUUAUCGGACAAGAAGGUAUUUAUAAGAGAACAAGUCGAUCUCUUUCUUCAAAGUCAGUUCGACAAAGCCGAAGAAGAGGGAGGAGAAGAUGAAAAGGAAGAGGAAGAAGCCAAGCCAAAAACAAAAUCUGAAGAAAGCAAUAGCUCCGAUUCCGAGGGUGACGACGAAAGCGGAGAUGAAGAAGAAGAAGAAGAAGAGACAGGCAAUGGAAAGGGCAGCCGGAAAAAAUCCAGAUCAAACAAGCUUAGCAAAGAGGUAAAAAAAAGAGGAGGUGGGUUUACCAAAUUAUGCACUCUUUCUCCUCAACUUAAGAAAUUUGUUGGAGUACCUGAAAUGGCCAGAACUGAGGUUGUCAAGCAGCUAUGGGUAUACAUCCGGGAGAAGAAUUUGCAAGAUCCAAACAACAAAAGAAAUAUAAUGUGUGAUGAAAAAUUGCGCUCCCUUUUUGGUGUUGAUUCCAUCAAUAUGUUUCAAAUGAACAAGGCUCUGUCUAAGCAUAUUGGACCAUUGGAUACAGAAGAUGCUCCAGUUAAGUCAACACAAAAGGAAAAGCAAAGGAAACAAGAGAGAAAAGAAGAUACAAAUGAGCCAAAACAGAAGGAGAAACGACAGAAAGGAGGGAAUUCAGGCUUCCUUGCUCCCCUUCCACUUUCAGGUGCUCUGGUUAAGUUCCUUGGUACUGGUGAGAAUUCCUUGUCACGGGCUAGUGUUGUAAAGAGAAUGUGGGAGUACAUAAAACAAAACAAUUUACAGGAUCCAUCUGAUAAGAGGAGAAUAAUAUGUGACGAGAAGCUGAAAGAACUUUUUGAGGUUGACUCUUUCAAUGGUUUCACAGUUCUAAAGCUACUGGCAGCUCAUUUCGUAAAGACAUAACUAUGCACUUGAAAGCGAAAGUUUCUCUUCAACCACAUGAAAGGAAGUCAGCUACUGCAUAAGAGCCAUACAGGAACCCAGAGAUGAUAGACUGAAACAGGUGGCUUCUUAGCUUUCUUUAUUAUGGCAAAGUGUGAUAUCUAUUGGCUUCAAGCAGCCUUCAUAAUUUAGAGAUGCUUGAAUCCGAUUCUUGGUGCCUCUUUCUCUUGUAUAUUCUUCUGCUUAAAGAGUGGUGAGAAAACCCAUCAUCUCUCUCUCUUUUGAAAGGUAUGCAACAGCUUUUUCCCUCUCUUUGGUACCAUAGAGGAUCAACUUUUGGAAGUUAUGGUCUUGUUUUCUUGUCUGUUGAUUCCUCUUGAUAUAAAAAGAGGACUUGUGUUACUGUACCUGAGCAGUAGUCAUUUGGAGCGGAUGGUGUUAGAGAAAUUUAAGGAUUUUUAUCAAUGAGGAGCAAGAAGUUGAUAGCAUCAUUGAUCUCAUUAUGGUGAGGGUGGCACAUUGGCUGUCGCAAAUGAUGAAUUUGAGGGUCUUGAUAGACUCUGUUGAGAGGUGUUAGUUGGUGGCUAAUUAUGGCACAAGAAACAGAUUGGUAGCACCUGACCCGGGAAGAACAAAAUUAAAAUUUGAAGGUCCCUGCCUUGGGAUCCCACAAGGCCACGACAGUCAGGUGUAGGAGGGGCAGUUAGAGAUCAUGAAGGGACCAUUCUGCUAAGCUAUUCCAGUCCACCAGGGGUAGGGAUUUGUUUGAAGGAAGAAUGCACUCUCCUUCAGGGACUGAAAUUGACUUAAUUGGCAAUCUGGGUUGGUUUUCUGGUAGAUAAGGACUGUCAAGUAACGUUUAGAUAACCCUUCAGAUGAUCAUGGAAGCAAAAGCUUUGACAUCCAAUAUGAACUUUUCAUUUGGGUGGAUACUUAAAUCUACCAAUAGCGCCUUGCUGACCAGCUAGCUAAAGCAUGGGUAACUGGAAAUGAACUAAUGUUGCACCAGGCUCAGGGAUUAAUCUCUAAUGAUAUGUAGUUUCUAAAACGAAUGGUUAUAUGAUCAGCUUUUGGAUGGUGUUUUAUUAGUCUCCUACGUCCCAAAAAUACAAGCGUUUUAUGUUUCAUUAAUAAAAUUCCCUGUAUGCUGUUGAUGAUAAAAAUCCACUUCCAAUGUAUGACAAUGCCCAUGUAUAAGUCCUAUGGCAUGGGUUGGAUCCUGUAGAAUCUACCUAUUUUCUUGUCGAGCAAAAGGUACAAAAUAACUCAGGUUGGUUUUUCAAUCAAAAGUACUAUAUGGAAUCUUCGGUUUUUUCCUCUUCUUC